GGGAACUCUCAGAUCUGCCAUGCUGAUGCUGUGAGUGAGUGCAUCGGUGAGCCUCUGUAUUGUGUUUUGAGGAUUUGGGCUUAAAUAUUCAAAAUGGCGGACGGAGGAGCAGCGAGUCAAGAUGAGAGUUCAGGACCAGAUUCUAGAAUGAGUAAUCCAUCGGAAACAAGUAAAUGUGCAAUGGAGAGCGGAGACGAAAACACUGGUGCCCAAACAAAUGGACUGGACUUUCAGAGGCAGACUGUGCAAACAACAAGCGCAAUCACCAAUGCACACGCACAGGCCUUGCUCCAACAGUUGACUUUGACAGCGCAGCAGCAGUUAUUGCUGCAGCAGGCUCAGGCUCAGCUCUUAGCAGCAGCGGUGCAGCAUUCAGCCGGCCAGCAGAGCAGCACUACAGGAGCCAGCAUCUCUGCCUCCGCUGCCACCCCCAUCACCCAGAUCCCUCUCUCCCAACCCAUCCAGAUCACACCUCAGUUACAGCAGCUGCAACAGCAGCAGAACCUCAACCUGCAGCAGUUUGUGCUGGUCCAGCCGGGCCACCCCAUCGCAACACAGCUGCAGCCCGCGCAGUUCAUCAUCUCGCAGACACCACAGGGCCAGCAGAGUCUCCUGCAGGCCCAGAACCUUCUAACUCAACUACCUCAAAGCCAAGCCAACCUCCUGCAGACCCAGCCAAGCAUCACACUUGCCACACAGCCUGCUACACCCACACGCACGAUAGCAGCGACCCCCAUCCAAUCCCUUCCUCACAGCCAGACGACACCAAAGCACAUCGACACACCCAGCCUGGAGGAGCCCAGCGACCUGGAGGAGCUAGAGCAGUUUGCCAAGACCUUCAAACAGAGACGUAUCAAACUGGGCUUCACGCAGGGGGAUGUUGGCCUUGCCAAAAAACUUUAUGGGAAUGACUUCAGCCAAACCACCAUUCGCUUUGAGGCCUUGAACCUGAGCUUUAAAAACAUGUGCAAACUGAAGCCUCUGCUUGAAAAAUGGCUAAAUGAUGCAGAGAACCAGACGUCUGACCAGGCCCUGUCCAGUCCCAGCUCUCUUGGCUCACCUGGGCUGGGCAUGGAGGGUCUGAACCGCCGCCAUAAGAAGAGGACCAGCAUUGAGACCAACAUCAGAGUGGCCUUAGAAAAGAGCUUUCUGGAACAGAACCAAAAACCUACCUCUGAGGAGAUCACCAUGAUCGCGGACCAGCUCAACAUGGAGAAAGAGGUGAUCCGAGUAUGGUUCUGUAACCGCAGACAGAAGGAGAAGAGGAUCAACCCACCAAGCAGUGGCAGCGCCGUCAGCACUCCUAUCAAAGCAAUCUUCUCUCCCACCACACCUCUGGCACCGAGUACAGCAAGUCUUGUGACCAGUAACACACCGACUACAAUGACUGUAAACCCAGUUUUGCCUCUCACCAGCACUAGUGUCUCCAGCAUCGGUUUCACUGGCACAACUAUUGGCUCGGCUACCACUAACACUGCAUCGGUCAUCUCCACAGCGCCUGUGAUCACCACCGCAGCAUCCUCUCCUUCGCUCAGCCCAUCUCCCACCGUAGCGCAGACGUCCUCCUCAGAGCACGCUUCUGCUCAGGAGACGGUGACUGCAGUAAGUUCCUCCCUGGCGCAAACUCUGGGCACUGGGCAGGUGAUGGUGGCAGCUCCCAGCCUCUCAGCUGCUCUGCAAGGAGCUGCCCAGCUGCCCACCAGCGCCAGUAUCGCUGCCAUGGCUGCAGCUGCAGGCCUCAAUCCUGGCCUUAUGGCAUCCUCACAGUUCACUCCUGGCGGGGCUCUUCUAAGUUUGGCACCCGGUGGUCUCGGUAGCGCUUUGAGUCCAGCACUGAUGAGCAACAGCACCUUGGCCACAAUCCAAGCUCUGGCAUCUAGUGGCACUCUGCCGAUUACAUCCCUGGAUGGGAGCGGGAACCUGCUGUUUGCCAACACCAGCGCCGGCAGCACCCCUAACCUUGUGACGGCACCGCUCUUUCUGAACCCUCAGAACUUGUCACUGCUUGCCAGUAACCCGGUUAGCCUGGUGUCUGCGGGAGGGGCCGCGGGGGCUGCCGGAGCCCUCAACCUGCACAUCACCGCUGAUGCCCACCAGAGCGCUGUCACUACAGCAACUAUGCCCGCCUCCACCAUCACCACGGCCUCCAAGGCCCAGUGAAAGCUUUACCCACUCCUCCUAGACCCCCUUUCCUCUUUCUAAGUUUUUUUUUUUCUAUCUCUUGCUACCACCAAAAACAAACCUUUUAAAUAGGAUUUAAUGUUGUUUUAACGUUAUCUUAAAGUUUUAAGUUUAUACGUUCUAAUUUACACCUUAAUCUGCGAUGUUUGGACCUCAUUGAUGGGUUGACUUCAACCAAAUCAACCGUAAGCGAAUGUUGGCGUCUCUACAGAGCUUGCAUCAGGAGAGCAGAAACCUCCCUGGACAUUGUGCCAAGCCUCUGUGUGGCGCAAAGACAUAUUCGUUUCAGUGAACUCGCUCUUUUCUCCCAUUUUCACAUGAAACCUCUUCUUCAGAGGUAUUUCUGAAAUGCUUUUAACCAAAAAACUUUGUUUACUCUGUGUUGAAUGAUACCUUCUUACUGCUGACAGUAACCUCCUCUUCCUCACUGUAGAAAAAUGUUCUGUCUAUGAUCUCUGUCUAUGAUUUCACUGGAGAUCCUGCUUUACAGACGUUCCGGUCCCCGUGGAGCGUUUCCUUUUUAGAUGCACAUGAUUUAUUUUUGUCAAGCAAUGGGUUAGCUUUAUGUCCAUUAUCUUACUAACUUGUGGUUACAAGGCUUUAAAUGGAGUAAUAAGCGGCUGUGAUGCGGUUUCAUUGCUUUAAGGAAUCGUUCGACUGGCCUUUCUUUCUAUUGAAAUGCUUUCAGAUAUUGUUUUCAUAUCAUAUCGUAGUUUACUCGGUAGCAGAAGACUAGUCUGGGUCUGAAUCCUCACCCAGUAACAGGCUCACUUAAUAUACUAAAAGCUUUAACGAAUUAUGAAAUGAUUCGUCACGGAGGAGAUGUUCGGCGUGGGCGAAAGUAACUGAGCAGUACAGUCUACUUUUAAGCUUCAGUAACUGAGAGCUCGCAACGUUAGCAUCAGGCUAUGUAACCACGCAAGGUAAACCUCCUCGCGGUCUUCCUAACAUGGGAUGUACUUAAGGUAUCACCACCUGAUUGUGAGGGUGUAGGUCAAGCGAGAUAAAGUUGGAUGAUGUUCAAGUUUUGUUUUGUUUUUGUUUUGUUUUGGGUUUUUUUUAGGGUCUUUGGUUUUCUACUUGUGCACAGUAUCUGUACCAAAAAACUGGAUUUGAGAACUGCAGUCUGCUCGGUUUUUAGCAGAACUUCUGUCACGCUUUAAGAGGUCUUUAUUUCGGAGGUCUUUGUAUUGCCUCUAUUUCAAGAUAUACCAAAAAUCUUUGUUAUACCUGUUGCUGUAUAUUGCUACUGUAGCGUAGUUUAAGCCUAAAUAUUUAUGAGCGAAGGCUCUCGGUAGACCACAGGAAAUAUAAUGCAAUAUUUUGAUCUUUUCCAAAGACGAAAACAUAGUUGUUCUUUUUAUUUCUUUCAUUUGAGAUGGCUGCCCCUCCUCAAUUUUGUAGUGUCAGUGAAACUAACCAAAUAGAUCCGAGGUGAGAGCAGGACGUGAUACUACAGCAAAGGACCAGUUUGAGGUUUGGGAUUGUCCCUCCUGCUGGUCAUUGAUGAGGACUUUUAGAGACACGAAUGGGGGAGUCGGUUUUCCCGUUUUGUUAAGAUCAUUUCAAAUUGUAAACAUGGAAGUAAAGCAAGCGCGUUCUUACUUAACAGGCUUUUCGAACAUUUUCCCUUCUUUGUAGUUGCAAGGCGCCAGAUUCAGUCCUUCGUUAUCUGAAAUCAGGGCCUUCUCUAAAUUUCACUCCAGCCCAAUGCGUAGGCUGUACCUUGGAGGACAGAAGCAGGCGUGAAAUAUCCGUUAUAAAGAGGUGAGAACUUAAUAAGGGGGUUUUAGCCGAAUGGUCUGUUUUGUUUUUCCCUACCAAUGUAAUGCAGCCAUGAUGUAAAGCUUGAACCAAAGUCGAUUUCUCACUAGCUGCUGUGCCUGUGUGUGCCAGUGUAAUGCUGACCACACUUUCACUACUCACUACUGACAAACUUUACCAUCUAUUACACUUCUUUUAAACCCUACUCCUUUUGACUCGCAUUGUCCGACCAAUAUGAAGAAAUAUAGCUUCUCUAGCGCAGCGCUAACUUGCUUUAGCUCUCGAUAUCUGAGCGGUUAACGAUCCAAAGAGAAUCUUAAGGGCCUUGUGUUUAAGUGCUGUUGAGAUUUUGGGAGUCUGUGUCCUUCAUUUCUUUCUUUAACCUUUGUUGCGAGUCUUUGUUUUUUGGAUGUAAUCUAAUUGGACUCAACACCCAUGCUGCGUUUUCGACAAAUUAAUAGCAAUAGAAAUAUCAAGAGUCCACCAAACGUUUAAUUUAAAAUCCAGAAGAACCUGUGGAAAUGCAAAAGACUCUAAAAUGGCUUCAUUUGACAAGAAGGUGGAUUUUUAGUGUUGCAUUGGUACACUGUCUAGACUUGCUUUUUUGUUGUUUAUUCUUGUUAAUGAACAUUGGAGAACAGGUAUUCUGGGAGAAUAACAGUACUGUCUCAUCCGUAGCAUUGCUUUUAACACACACACACACACGUUUUAAAUUCUGUGACAAAGUGGUCAGAGUCUCCCCUUACUGUCCCUUUUGUCAUUCGUUACUGUGGCCUUGUCUGUCAAUUUUUGUUAAGACUGUUUGUUAGCGACGCUAUGUGUUUUAUUGUUAAUAUGAUUUGAAAUACCUCAGCAGCACUUACAUGGAAGGUUCACUUUAAGCAAAAGACACCAGUAGUCAACUCCAGAAUGUAAAAAAAGCUGUUUUUGACAGUCCAUUUUAAAAUGACCAACAUGUAAAACAAAACUACAAAGUAUAACAGGAAAAUAAUAAUGUCUCACAAGUCUACUACUGCUAUUUCAAGUACUACUAUUACUACUUAAAGGGUAUGUCCAGGUUAACUUGUAAUGAAUAUUUUAUCCUACUUGCCAAAGUAAAAAAGAAAAAAAAAAAAAGCCUUUGUCUUUGCGGCUGGGUCUUGUUGCUGCUCAUUCCGCUGGUUCUGUCCGGAAAUUUCAACGUAGCCUCUCUGGACAUGUAGAUUUAUGUGUUGUUUUGCGCAUUAGUGUCACGACCCGGUGGUCGCCGGGACUGUGGGGAGUUACUGAUAUAUUUAUCUGAGGAAUGACUCAAAGAUUAGAGAACUUCUUUUCUAAAUUCUAUAUAUAUUCACUUAUGUAAGAUGCUCAUAUUUUAUAUUUGAACUAAUAUCUAGUUUGAAUGUAGUGUUUUUGUCAUGCUUAUUCACUAAAAGAAAAAAAAAAUAACAAAAAAUUACUUCAUUUAUAUUAUAGCUAUUCUAAAAAAUUAAAAAAUAAAAAUAAAAAAAAAGUCAAGACCAAAAAUUGCAACCACACCCUUGUGAUGUGGGAGUGGCUGUUGUGUGCCCUGCCCACAUUUAAAUGUGGUUUGUUUGAGUGGGAGGGGCUUGUGAUGGUGCUCCUAAAGGAAAGCCCCAGGCUUUCACUGAUGUAACAGACUUGAUGGCACCAAUUUUUUUUUUUUUUUUUUUUUUUCUCUCUCUCUUGCUUUACUUUUUUUGAAUUUAAUUUGCAAUGUUGCUUUUUAACAAUCUUUAACAAUCAUUUGAGUUUAAUUACUUUAUGCCUUUUUUUGUAUAUCAUGAGGGAGCAACGUCACUGACUUUCUUAGUUUGACAAAAACUUGCAUUUAUCAUUUAUGCCUUACUAUUAUUUCUGAUUUUGACACAUUGUAGCAAACUGUAAUAUGUUGAUGUGAAAGAUGAUUUUGUUUGGUUGUGAAUUUGUGUGUGUGUGUGUGUGUGUGUGUGUGCGCGCGCGCAUGUGAAAGGGGUUGCAACAGAGCAUGCACCAAUGUCAAAACUCACAUGGUGCAUAUCAACCAUGAAAAUAACGCUGUGAGUUUUAUUUGUGUUUUGUGAUAUUUUGGAAAUGUUGCUACCUAUUUUCUUUAGGUAAAAUUCAAUCCGGUUGGAUACCUGUUAAAAGCUUUACUAAUAACUCAACUCCAGCUAAUAUGUAGGGGGCGCUAGUGGUGCAUUUAUUUCGAAAGAUAAUUCUUUAGAGAGGUUCUGUCUGACGUCAUAUCUUAAAAGUGAGACUUUUAACUGAGACUCAUUGGUAGGAAAUACAGGAAACUGAUCUUUUUUUUUUUUUAAGUGGAUAUAAGGAUGCAUCGUACAUCAUUUGGUGCAGUUGACCACUUGGCUGUAAAUGAUAUCCUUUUUAACCUGUGUGCUCAUGAGAUGUUUGGGAUGUGAUUUACCCGAGGAUGUUGAACCUGGCAACAGCUCUGUACAUUUGAAGUUGUUGCGAAUCCUUUUUGGCACUUGAUUUUUGGUGUGUGUGUGGAUGCUCUGACUUGUGAUUGGAUAGUUUCACGAUUGUAGCGGGUUUGCCGCUGUAGACCCUCAGUCUAGUGACAAAAUAGGAUAGUUGCAGAAGAGGUCAUGCACCAGAGAGCCGAGCGAGAGCUGGUCUGAGUAAAGGAGCUGUUGUAUACCUCAUUUAUAACUCAAAACUGAGUAAAAACUUGCUUUAAUCUACUUCAAAAGAUGAAAUAAUAAUGAAUAAAAAAAAGAUUGGUCCCAGCACAGAAGCCUGCAGAUGUCUGUUUUAAGUUUUGAAUGAGGAACCGGAUGGAUACCCAGAAGGCCGCACAAGCUCAUGCACAUUAGAAGCCCACCCCACUUAUUUAUAUUUUGCUUUUAACGCAAAUUUAAUUUCACACUAUAGCUCCUUUUAUUCAUUUUGUACCAAAGCUGUUUUUCUAUGAUUUGACAAUCGUCUUUUAUAAACCCUUAACCCUUAUUCGCUGCAGGGUUUGCGCCGUUCGCUCUUCUGGGUUUGCGGUCUGCUUGUUCCUCACCUUCUCAGUGGUAACCAAAGACUUUCAAUGUGAUUGUAUGGACUAAUCUCUUUCUUCUAGUGUCCUGCCUCAACCUUCAGCUUGCGGUUUUAGAUCAUUGGUCAUUUGUGGCCAAGUGGGCAGGGUUUAGUAGAAAGAGGAAGUACAACAGCUCUGCCGGCUUCUGGACUUCAAGGACCUAAAGUAACCCCUCGUGGGCUGGGUGAUGUUUAUUAAUACACGCUGAAGGAUGUCCUGGGCUCACUGCAACCUGCUCAGGAUAAACUGUCCUCUGGAGUUCCACUCUGUGGCUGCAGCAAGGCAACACUGUUUCUAUGAUUGUCUACUGAAAACAUGCAACGUCUCUCCAUAGUCGUCUUUUAGGUGCCGUCGUCCCGUGGUUUCGCUGUUUUGUCGAUGUCUUUUAUCUAGCUUUGCUGUUUCCACUAUCAUGAUUUCAAUUGGUUUGAUCAGCUGUGCUACUAUGCAUCGUUGUCCUCCAUCCUGCAAGGGCGGCGUUUGUGCGACAUGGCCCUUUACAGAUGGAUCUUAAUAGUUUUAUGCCGAGUGGAGGGUCGAAAGCAACUAUAAGCUCUAUCCCAAAGCAAAAAUAUCCAAAUAUGAAAUGUUUUACAAGUGCAGAUACCAAAGAUUGCUCUGUUCUUUUUCCUCUUCCUUCCCAAACCCUUCAGCUUGUGUAUUAAGAAACAGAACCCAGCUCUGACAGUAGUCCUAACCUCAGUAAUUCCAAAGUUUAGAUGUAUAUUUUGGUAUUUUUCUGAGAUGCUUAUGAGGAAAAAAAAAAAAAGUUUGUCGUUUUUUAAUUUUCCUGUUUGUUGGAUAUGUUGCUCUUUUUCUGUCACAGCAUGGAAGUUAACUGCAAAACUGUCUUACUGUAGGUUAAAGAAAUAGUAUUUUUGUAUGUUUUUGGAUGUGUCAAUGUAUGUGAUAUCAGUUUCACUGCCCAACUUAUCAUUGUUUUUAAAACAAAAAAGAAAAAUGGUUAAGAUAAAAAAAAAAAAAGACUAUGUACAUAAUACUUUAGUCACUGAUUUCAAAAGAAAUCCCUCUGUACUCUCAUUUCCAUGUUUCCUACGGCUGAAGCUCAAGGAAUGUGUUCCAUUUUCACCCUGUCACAUACUGUAGAUUGUACUUCUAUAUCUCCCUUCUGAACGCUGUAACUCACUGUUGUAAUAAUAAUGAUUGGUUGGAUUCUGAGUAUCACUACAGACCUGAACUCUAGUGCCACUCAUGGCCUGUUAUCAAGCGACAUAUACUCAAGACUGAACGCUAAACGGCUACAUCGCAGUAGCUUAGAACUGAAUGAUUGUGUAGAAUAUAAGUAUGUGAAUCAGGAUACAUGGUAGAUUUGAUGCAUUUGUCUGCUGUAUUUUGUUCGUUUUUUUAUAUAUAUAUAAAGAUAAUCUUUUACUGUAACUGUACAGUUCUCUUUUGUUGUAAACAUCAUUAAACCAUUUUCCAAGUGUUUUAA
Molecule: messenger RNA, 8426 nt
Organism: Puntigrus tetrazona (Sumatra barb)
Lineage: Eukaryota; Metazoa; Chordata; Actinopteri; Cypriniformes; Cyprinidae
Product: POU domain, class 2, transcription factor 1-like
Biological process (GO): regulation of transcription by RNA polymerase II
Cellular component (GO): nucleus
Molecular function (GO): DNA-binding transcription factor activity, RNA polymerase II-specific; RNA polymerase II cis-regulatory region sequence-specific DNA binding
Source: RefSeq, a predicted model, not a curated record